This is a messenger RNA of Drosophila serrata, 1119 nucleotides long. Its product is annotated as mitochondrial pyruvate carrier 2. The record is from RefSeq and is a predicted model, not a curated record. Gene Ontology annotation, biological process: pyruvate import into mitochondria. Lineage: Eukaryota; Metazoa; Arthropoda; Insecta; Diptera; Drosophilidae. Gene Ontology annotation, cellular component: mitochondrial inner membrane.
AUUAAUGCCUUGUUAGACAAAAUUAUUCUUACUUUAUUUACCCAUACGCCAUGUGCGCUCUAAAAAUUUGCACAUAUGUUUUAUCUGACUUGUAUUAGUCCCUGCAAGCUCAAAUUAAUUCAAGAUAAAUGAAUGGAAACACGUAAACUCACACCGAUGUCUAUAUAAAUUAGCGAAUAUGGGGCUUAUAACUUGUAUUAAUUAAGCAAGAUGUGUUUUCAUAGUUUAUGCCUGAUAAAGGGGGAAGUGCGAAGAUGUGACCGGCGGCCUCUACUAUUUGUUGAUAAUUCUGGGUGAUAACGGAGCCAAGCUAAUAAACCUAGUGAAACAUAAACAUAUGUGUAAACCCCGGACUCAGUUGUCGAUGGGCAUUUCGCUAGAGCUGUUGGGCGCCCACUUCCCACCUGGACAAGGGGAUCAUUAUCGCAUCCCCAAUCGACUGACAUUCUAAUCACGCUGAACAAACACUUGACUAGGGAGAGGUAGGUUUCAGUCAUUUUCCUCUCUUAACUGGAAAAACCACAUCAGUUUCGCGCUGGAAUCUGAAUGGCUUGGACUUUACAUUACCAGGAAAUUGUAGUUAAAGUCCAUAAUGUCCGACACACCUUCUCCAACGCCGUCCAAAGCGACAGCUUCUGUCGGAAAAGGACUUCACUCAAGAGCCUAUAAUGGUCUGAUUGGAGUCUGUGACAAAUUCGUACCCGCCAAGAUGCGUCCUCUGUGGAUGCAUCCAGCUGGUCCCAAGACCAUAUUCUUCUGGGCACCGCUGGUGAAGUGGGGCCUCGUUAUCGCCGGUCUCAGUGACUUGACGCGUCCUGCGGACAUGAUCUCUCCCAACGGAUGUCUGGCGCUGGGGGCAACAAACCUGAUAUGGACACGUUAUUCACUGGUCAUCAUACCGAAAAACUACAGCCUCUUCGCGGUUAAUCUAUUUGUGAGUCUAACGCAGCUCUUCCAACUGGGCCGUGCCUAUAACUACAGGUGGGAGCAGUCCAAGUUGGAGAAGAGUGCCGAGCAGAAGCCAGCCGCUAUUGAAGCUAGUUUGUAAAAGAUUUAUAUGAAUUAAUAUCUUUAGGCUUUUCAAAAUUAAGUACAAUAAAUGUUUAGUCCCUUCGAAUA